CUGAAGAGAGAGGGAGAGAGAGAGUAGGAGAGAGAUUGGGAGAGAGAUUUCAAUGCUAAAGGUUGAAAUGUUAGAAACCCUAUAAUACUGAAAAAGGAAAGCAAAAUCAAAUCAAAAUCGAUGGCGAAAAUUCUAUACAUAUCUAUGUAUAGCUUUACUUAACUCUUUUACUUCUACGCGUACUAUCUUCUCUCUGUCAGCUUUCGCCGUUGCUUAUGGAGAGAUAAACCUAUGUUUCCUUGUUCCUUUCUGAUCAAUAUGAAUUACCCAGAUAGUAUAUAACAAACCCCCUUCAAAUCAUCGACCCGAUAAUCUCUCUUCUCUCUCGCGCCCGCUUCUUUUCUGCAGAUUUGUUUUGAUUUGAUUUGAUUUGGGUUAGUUCAUGGAAGAGACAAGUAAACCAGGGGAAGAUCGAAUUGCAUCAGCGGCGAGGUCGCUCUCAUCAUCCACUAACGUUUGGAGACCAGUGCCAGUGGUGGAGACUAUGUUGCCAGAGCAGCCACUUUUGCCCCAAGAUGAAAGGACUGUUUCAAUGAACCCUUCCCCGGAUGCAGUUGUCCCACCACCAUCAUUAGAACUCACUGGUCAGCAUCAGUCAUCCUACACGGGUGGAACCCAAGCCACUACUCUUCCUCAGGACCAAACAUAUUACUAUGGAGGUUAUGAGAACAACACAGGUUGGGAUCAAUACUCAUAUGUCAAUGCCAAUGGCUUGCAAAUUGUACCUCCACCUAUCUACAAUGAUAAUUCAUCGGUUCUCUUUCAUUCUGGUUAUGGUGUUGAUACACCAGUUGCUUAUGGUCAAUUUUCACCAUUGGCUAGUCCUAUGUCUCCUAUAAUGUUUGACAGCCAAAUAUUCUCACCUCAUCAAAUCCCUGCAUCUCAUCCCUAUUAUCCACCUUCGGUUUCUCCUGGUGUGUCCCAUGUUAAUUCAUCUUUCCCAGCUCCACAAACUGAGAUGAUGACAGCUGGUAAUAAUUUCCAGGAGGCUGUUCCUGAAAAUUUUAUUUGGGGACAAGGACCAGGUUACUUUAUACAAUAUGGACAUCCCAGUGGAGGUGGUAUGUUUGGAGAACAGCAGUCAAAUUCAUUGAACUCCAUAGACAAGCCCAAUUAUAUGACUCCAUUGACAUCACCGGCUGGAGCUUAUUCCCAGCCAUUUGGAAUACUUGGGCCAUAUGAGCAUAAUGUUGGACAGGAACAAAGACCAUAUCAUGGAUAUGGAUGGUUAGGAAAUUCUUCAGUACGACCAUAUCCACAAGGAAAUUCUUAUCAAAGCUCAAAUUAUGGUACUGCCAUGUCUAAUUGGUCUGCCAAUAAACAUGUUCGACAAAUUCCUCAUACAGGUGGUGUGCAACCAAAACAAACAAUCUUCUCAUCCCAUGGCGUGGAAAAUUUCCCUAACGAUCACAAUCGUGGGCCAAGGGCCUCAAAAUUGAAAGGCAAAGGCACUAUUGAAACGAUCAGUUCCCUUUCUGCUGGUCUGGGUAAAUCUGGUCCAUCUACUUCUGGGCUUUACCCUGGUAUUUACAAUCUUCCUGAUUUUGUCACCGAAUAUGACAAUGCCAAGUUCUUCAUCAUUAAAUCUUUCAGUGAAGAUAACGUUCACAAAAGUGUGAAAUACAGUAUUUGGUCUAGCACCGCACUUGGGAACAGAAAACUCGAUGCGGCUUAUCGUGAGGCUAAAGAGAUGAAGGAUGACUGUCCUGUGUUCCUUCUGUUUUCGGUCAAUGCAAGUGGACAGUUCUGUGGGGUGGCCGAGAUGAUCGGAACAGUUGAUUUUGAGAAUGAUGCAGAUUACUGGCAGCAGGAUAGAUGGAGUGGACAAUUCCAUGUCAAAUGGCAUAUGAUCAAGGAUGUACCCAAUACCCAGUUUCGACACAUUCUAAUCGAAAACAAUGAAAACAAGCCAGUUACUCAUAGCCGAGACUCUCAAGAGGUCAAGUUAGCCCAGGGCAUUGAAAUGUUGAAAAUCUUCAAGAGCUAUGAAGCAGAGACAUCAUUGUUGGAUGAUUUCAGUUAUUACGACGAAAGAGAGAAAAACUCACAGGAGAGGAAGGCAAAGAUGAAGGUAAAUAUAACCGAAACUGCAACAGGUACUACUACUAUAUUAGGCGAUGAAUCUAUUGCUCAACUGAGCGAAAAGUUUGCUGGAGUGGUUGAAUUAAGGGGGGAAGGCGAUGAUGUAGUUAAAAAAAGCGAAUGAAGAAGAAUAAGAAGUUUACAGCUAUAUGGUAAGUUUAAGGUGAGGAUGUAGAAUAAGUUUAUAUAAUGUUCUGUGGUGGAAAGUUUGCGGUUUUUCCUGACAAAUAUGCGAUUCUUUAGUUUGGGCGGUUUAUUUAAAACACACCAUAUAAGGUGAUUGGAUAAAGAAAAGACCUUUGCUUUAAUUCUAUUGUAGGGUUAAUCACCAAUCCAUUGUUUCUCAUCUUACUUUGAAGAAGGAAAUUAUUCCGGGUUUUACAUUUC
Messenger RNA from Impatiens glandulifera, 2469 nucleotides. Its product is annotated as YTH domain-containing protein ECT1-like. Gene Ontology annotation, biological process: mRNA destabilization. Gene Ontology annotation, molecular function: mRNA binding. The record is from RefSeq and is a predicted model, not a curated record. Gene Ontology annotation, cellular component: cytoplasm. NCBI's taxonomy places the organism in Eukaryota, Viridiplantae, Streptophyta, Magnoliopsida, Ericales, Balsaminaceae. The transcript is spliced from 8 exons. The coding region runs from base 383 to 2206 and encodes 607 amino acids.